This is a messenger RNA of Vigna angularis (adzuki bean), 1081 nucleotides long. Its product is annotated as protein LEAD-SENSITIVE 1. NCBI's taxonomy places the organism in Eukaryota, Viridiplantae, Streptophyta, Magnoliopsida, Fabales, Fabaceae. The coding region runs from base 177 to 980 and encodes 267 amino acids. The transcript has 2 exons. The record is from RefSeq and is a predicted model, not a curated record.
UCUUCAACUUUAGAAAACACAAAAAAGGAUCUGAAUCUGAUAAUCUAGCUAAGAGAAAUCAGUAAUAAGUGGUCAAAUAUUAGUGACGAAACUCGUCACUGAUAUUUGCAUCACAAAAUUUUGUCUGUAGUUUUGAUUUUUGAAUCUUUGACAUAUUCAGUAAUCAAUAAGAGAAAAUGGGAGUGUUUUCCAAUAAAAUCGACAGAGAACACUUGAAACCCGGCGAUCACAUUUACUCUUGGAGGCAGGCAUACAUCAUUGCUCAUCACGGAAUAUAUGUUGGUAUGGGAAUGGUGAUCCACUUCACAAGAGGAGCAACACAAGAAACUGGAACAGGAACAGGAACAGUCUUGAAGCGAGUUCAUCGUGGUACUCGUGAGACAGGAUGCCCUAGAUGUGGUUACAAAAUAAAGACCGAGGGAGUCACUAGAACCUGCUUGGAGUGUUUUCUUCGUGGUGGAUAUCUAUACUUGUUUGAGUAUGGUGUCUCAUCUGCAUAUUUUCUAGCCAAAGCUAGAGGGGGAACUUGCACCACUGCAUCUUCUGAUCCAAAUGAGGCUGUUCUUCGCCGUGCUUUGUUUCUUCUAAAGGCUGGUUUUGGUGGCUACCAUUUGUUCAAGAAUAACUGUGAAGACUUUGCAAUGUACUGCAAAACAGGCUUGCUUGUAGUCACAAACAUCAGCGUAGGGCAAAGUGGACAAGCAACAUCUCUAUUAGCUGCUGCUGGUGCCUUGGUUUCUUCAUCACUUGUGUUUAUGACCACUAGCUUGUGUGGUCUUGCUUUGGUUGGAUGUGGCAUGUAUUGUGUUAGCAGAUAUGUUUCUGAUAUUGGAGUACGCUGUGAUGUAUCAAAAGUUUCGGUAGAGAGGAUUCAUGAGGUGGCCAAAGAAGAUUGGAUGCAAGAAAUUGUUGCAUGGUCUGGAGAAGUUAUUACAUGGUCUAGAUUAUGUGGUCUAAAUCAAUAUUUACAUAAUAUGUAAUCACAGGGAAAACUGAUAGUAUAUCACAUAUAGAUUGGUUAAGAUCACAUGAUGUUGGACAAUGCAAUGACAACUCUGUUGCCUAUGACUUUUAAGUUUGA